CUCCUCUUCGAUCUCCAUCCUAUUCUUGGAGCCGCGACCGAUAUGGCCUCGUCGUCGCCGCCGCCUGGUGGUGUCGACGAUGGUGGCGACCACGGAAUCGAGACAGUCCAAGCGCUCGCCCUUGGACGCUCGAAGCGCAGCACAGCAGGCAAUCGAAUGCGCGCCCUCCUCGAUAAGCAGACGGACCUCGACGAUGAUGACAUGUUUCGCGAAGAAGCAGACGACGACGAAUUUGCAGCAGUCAAGGAGGUUCAGGAGGACAUCUUCGACUCGGACUUUGGAGAUUCGAGCGAAGAUGAGGGCGCGGCGGCCAACGGUGACGAUGAUGAGGAAGCUGGAGAACGCCAGCUCGAGGAGGAAGCACAGCAGAAACAAAGGGCAGCAGCCAAGAAGCGACAGGCGGCCAACAGGAUGGCUCCCUCCGUCAUCAGGCGGCCAAAGCCAACGAAGACGGGCGACACUGCUCCUUCCAAGUCGAAGCGCAUAUCCUUUGCACCAGAGGCGUCCCCUUUCGACGGAUCUUCGAGUAAUCGCCGCGUCUCUUCGAGACGAGCCACAGUCCAAUCAGCACUAGAUACGCAGUCGCGUCUGGAGGAAGCGGAAGCUCGUCGCCUGCAACAUCCAAUGGUUCGCAACCCUCCAAAGCAAAAUCAAAAGCCCUCUCUUACCCAAGACGAGCUCAUCCAUCUGGCCCUCGAUCGCGAAGAAGAGAAUCGCAAGAGUCUCAAGGAAUAUUACGAGGGCGAAGAGGAGAGGAAGCGGGCUGAGAUGGCAAGGGAUAAGAGCGAGCUGCCUUCCAGCUGGCUCAGAUGGAGGAGUGUAAGAGCUGUGCGGGCCAAGACGCCGCCGAUAGCAGCGGCAGCUGUCAACGGUAGAGCGGGGCAAGGCGAGGCUGCGGUCCCUGAGGAGGCGAGUCCUCUAGUUCAAGUCAUGGAUGAUGUCGCGACAGGCGCAAAGGAGCAGACUCAGUCGUCCGUCCGGCAAGGGGAAGACGAAAGCCUCAGCGUGAAGGAGACUGCGCAGGUGCAAGCCGAAGUGCAGGCAUCCACAGGAGCAGACGAAUCAUUGGCAACAGCGGCUACUGCAGAGUCAGAUCAGUCCUUCGAGACACCUCCUCCUCGGGACCUUGCGGACGGAGAUCAAUCUAUGUCCAACACAAGGGCAGAGCCAAACGAGGCCGACGGAAAACCUACGCCGCAAAAAGCUCAACACAACCCACCGAUUGCGCAAGAGCCCUAUGACUCUCUCGCUCAACAGGCAAACCAUGACACCUCCGUGCAAGAGCACCGUGCCUCUUCAUCACAACCGCAGCGACCCGUGGACGUCACUCUCGACCCGGUGCUCGAAGCCCGCAAAGUCGCUGCCGCCCACACCACCGCCACUUCUGCACCGCAGUCCGUGGCUCCUACCUCUCCAUCCCGCCUCGAAUCUCGUAACAUCGUCUCCCUGCACUUCGCGCAUCGCCCCUCCAACAAUAUUGAGGGUCGUCUCGAACAACUCAACGCCCUCUUCGGCAAUCACGUGGAUUGGACCUCAGCGCCCAUCGUCUCGCACCGUAAUAGGCCUAUGCGACCACGAGCGUCACUGUGCGCGAUAACGGGCAAGACGGCUAGGUAUAUGGACGCGAAGACUGGCAUACCUUUCGCCGAUGUGAGGGCGGCGAAGGUUCUGAGAAGGUUGCAGGGGCUGGACCAGCAUGCAGAAGGAGAGGGUUGGGAGUGGAUGGAAUUGACGACUGUGCCUGGGGCUGGUGGCCAGAGCGAAGAUAGGGAGCGCAGUCAGUCGGUCGUGCAAAGCGAGGACCAACCUGCUGAACCCGUCAAGAAGAAGGGCGGCCGCAAGUCAGGAAGAGGAGCGGCGAAUGGCCGGCCAGAAGGCUUCCUGACUGGCUUCUGGUCAGACUCGUAUCCACGCUCGACAGGUUCCACGGCUGCUGGCUCUGGCUCGGCAACAGCGACGGCAGGCUCAUCCAUCACACCUGGGCUCGGCCGCUCGAUCUCGACCUCCUCCUCAUCAGCAAUUUCUUCUGGCCCGCGCAAACGCAAGUCAGCCUUUUACUACGACUACAGCGGGAUUGCCCCCGGAGACGAGAAGGCCAUCAUGGAGAGAGCGUUGGCUCUUCCUGAGGGGACGACGAGGAGUGGGCGAGCGCGGGGCGUUGCUUCUGGUAACGGAGCAGGCGGCUCAGGUGGAAAGUGACUAAGGUCGAUGGAACCAAUCGCGAGAGUAGCUCUGUAUUCUAAAACGCAUUCAAUACCCA
Molecule: messenger RNA, 2260 nt
Organism: Jaminaea rosea
Lineage: Eukaryota; Fungi; Basidiomycota; Exobasidiomycetes; Microstromatales
Product: YL1-domain-containing protein
Exons: 1
Biological process (GO): chromatin remodeling; regulation of DNA-templated transcription
Cellular component (GO): nucleus
Molecular function (GO): ATP-dependent H2AZ histone chaperone activity
Source: RefSeq, a predicted model, not a curated record